Molecule: messenger RNA, 5616 nt
Organism: Puntigrus tetrazona (Sumatra barb)
Lineage: Eukaryota; Metazoa; Chordata; Actinopteri; Cypriniformes; Cyprinidae
Gene: tasora
Product: transcription activation suppressor a
Exons: 23
Biological process (GO): negative regulation of gene expression, epigenetic; protein localization to heterochromatin
Cellular component (GO): heterochromatin; nucleoplasm
Molecular function (GO): chromatin binding
Source: RefSeq, a predicted model, not a curated record
AUCCGCUCUCACUCACACUUGCGCACACUCUGCGGGAAUGAGUGGGCAUACCCAUGUGUAUGUGUUUAUGUGCGGUGCGAGGCGAGUUCACACACAAACCCCGCGCUGCCUGCAGCUUUCCGCGGCUGCUCAUGUCUGCCGCUUCUAAGUGAAGCAGCGAUGGAGCACCGAGGUGGCAAAACCUGCGACAGCCCUGCUGCGCCUUCAUGGAGCCAAAAUGGCGCCACGGAGGAAGAGUAUGGAUGUCUGGACGGACCCGAUGAAGAGAAACGGGUCAAAAGCGUCUCAUGGGCCGCGAAACCCGCCGAGGAGCAGCCGAGGCUCAACUUUCACAUCCCCCGGAAGAGCAGAGAAAAGAGAGCUCUGUUUCAGUCUGUGUCUACGGACUCUAGAGAGUUUUCCGACAUUCUGCAGAUCCUCACCUCCAGCUACAAAGAUUCCUCUUCCAUGGGGAUGUUUGUGUACUCCAAACCUCGCCUUGUCCACAGUGAACCGCUGGAGAAAGAUUUCAUGGAGAAGCGAAGAGAGCUCAAGCAGGAUGGGCGCACAGAGAAAGAGCUGUCUGAGACUUUCUGUUUCCUGCUUUGUGAUACUCAAAAGGUCUCGGUGGUGUGUGAAAGAGGACUGUCUGUUGGCAGCAGCUGGAUGAGUAUGUUGGGGAAUCCAUCUAAAGGUGUUUAUCUGUGUCAGUUUUCUGAUUUACUUCAAAUCAGCCCCAUUGAGCCUGGAUUUACAGGAAACAUCAUCAUAUUUAAAGUUAUAAAGGGUAAAGUGAAAAGUGUACAUGACUCGAUGUCCAAAAGUAUGGAUCCUACACCUAAAUUUGACAGCCAUUUCUCCAAGAACUCAACCAGAGUGACGUCCUUGCAGUCAUACAGGUCAUUCGAAUACACUCAGCAAUACUUCUACGAGUAUGUGGAUUUUGAGGUUUCGUCCAGGCCAAGACACGUGUGUCCGUAUGCAGUGGUCUCUUUUUACUUCAAAGGCAAAGAGGCUUCAGUAGUGGCCUCUAAACCACUGCCUCCUCUCAGGUCCAACAGUGAGCCAUCAGGGACGAGCAAAGGUAGACGCUGUUACACAGUAUGGAGAGGGCAUUUUGUAAAUGGAGGGAAAGAUGUGUACCAGGCCAGCCUUCGAUCGCACUCUCAACCUUUCCUGCCCUACAAACUGCCAGAGAAGAUUGAAAUAGGUAAAGUCAUGAGCCUGCAGCAAGUCAAAGAGAAGAUCCCAUCUUCCCUCUUUUCCUGGAGCCUCUACACGGGCAGCCAUGAAGUGUCUAAAAGUGGCAUGUUCUGCAGUCUGUUUGACGUGGUGGAGAAAGACAAAACUUCUCCAAAGAGCCUGACUACAUUGCUGCAGAAACUGGAGGUGGAGGGUCUGGUGUUGGUCAAUAUGGUGAGGGACAGAGGCUUCCUCUUCUUGCUUUCUGCCAGUCAAAUGGCCAACUCAAGUGAUCGACGAGGUGCUUGGAAAAUGUCCUCUAUACAAGCACUUUUUAUUUACAGAGAGAAGCGUGACUGGUUGAAGAGAGCAUCGAACCCUUCUGAGAGCUGCAUACCAGUUUCGUCAGAGCACCACAGUGCUAUCAUGCCACAGCACGACUGGUUCGUCUCAGCUCUACACUGUGCUCUGAACAAGGCUCGCGGUGAACCUCCUACUGACCUCAGUGCCGCCGUUGAGCAGCAGGUUUAUGACUACCUCACGAACCUCCGUGAGGGCAAACUCCUGCAACGCUCCCGCAUUGAUUAUGACCCCAAACUGGAUGCCAAGGAGAAGUUGUUUCCCGCACCCCGGCAGAAGACCAACUGGGAGAGUUUCCUGCGGCCCUACCUCUACAAGCCAACUGUGUUUACCAUGCUCCUGGAGAGCGUGAAGAAAAAAGUGGAGGAGCUUCAGGGUCAGACGGAGAGAGCAGCUCCUCAUAACGACCCAGGAAAAGUCCAGGAGCUGCUGAAGCUCAUCCAGCUCAACAAGAAGAAUGUGAAAGGAAAGGAGGUAGAUCCAGAGACGGCAGAUGAUGUCUGCUCGCUAAAGAGGAAGGUGAAUCUUGACGCUCAUGAGGGAAGCUCAAAACGCCAGAGGAAUCAGACCAGUGCAGACUUAAGAGAAGCAGAUGACAGACAGUCCACUCCUUCCCUGGCUAAUCUUCUGAGCAGUGUCGGUCUUCAGGACACAGACCUUAGAAAGAACAAGACUCAGGGAGUGCUGAAGAUCAUGGAGAUCCUGGACUGCUUUGGAAAGACCAGCCUCGACACGGACCUGCGCAGAGACAAGAAGCAGGGGGCGCUAGAGGUCUUAAGAAUGAUAGACACCAUGACCAGAGGUGCCGCAGAGUCACCUGAAGACACCGAAACGACAGACACCACAGACAUCUCUGACUCCGCUCUGUUUGACAGCAUGUCAAGACUUGGCCUUCCUACCGACCGUGACAUCGACCUCAGGAAGAGGUUUGUGGAGGACGAGCCUGAGAGGAGCGACUGUCUGGAGGAGGAGACUGCUGGUAGUUUGAGUAGUUUAGAAGCAUUUAGCCCAUGUUCAGAUUCUGGAGGACAGCAGCGUGGCGUGAACCUGCUCGGGGAAAAGACCAUUCCAUGGGUGCUGAUUCCCAUCACAGGUCUGAAAACGGAGAGAUAUUCCCAGCGACAGAUGGACUAUCCUGAAGAUCCACGCUUUGUUCAGAGCCCAACCGUGUCCACACAUGACACACCUGACAUAAAGGACCUGUCCCCUCCCCACCAGCCAGACAGCAGUAACACUGCAAUGGAUCUGGAUGUGCAGAUGGCAGCAGAGGUUGAAGACGGAGAGCCUGUAGCUCCGGCUGUUGCCACAGAGUGUCCUGCAGAUGGUAGCGGUUUUGACCACAUUGUCGAUGAGCUCAUCUCUGAUUUCUCCAGCGAGGUUGAGCAGCUCUUGAGAGCCAAACGGAUUUAUUAUGUUUCUUGCUCCAGCACUCAGGGCUCACGAGAACUGCUCCAGACUCCAGCUGUGCCACUUUCCAGUUACGUUUCAAACUACAACACUCCGUUUCCUGUCAGUAACUACAUCAGCUCUUUUCACGACAGCCUAAUGAUGUUCAUUAACCCUCAGCAUGUCAGGCGAUAGCCCGGAGCUCAAGAAGAUGUGACUUCCUCCUCAUCUGUUGCAGAAGUUCCUUCAAAUGUCCCUGAUACAUCCUCCAGCUUUAAUCCAUGUGCUUCCAGCAACACCUUUGAACCGUCUCUUACACCAUGUUCCCCUUCUAGUGCCCUACCUGAGUCAAUGAUGCAGCAUCAUCAUCACUUAGAUUUGCUCGACUCUAAUCUCAAGCAGACACCCCAGCAGAUCUGGCCAUUACAACAGGACUCGGUGACCCAGAAGAUGCAGGAUGUGAACUUCACUGAUGAGAUGAAUGGUAGUUCAGUUGCAGAGACUACUGGAGCUGUGGAGAGUCAUCCGGCGGUGCUAGCUGAAGACGGCUCAAUGGGACACUCUCAUUCUGCUAUCAGCAGUAUCAUUGAUCAGCUGCAGCCCGAGGUGAUCAGUAACCUUGUGGAGAUCAUCAGAGGAGUUCAGAAAAACAUUGUCUACUUCUACAUCCACUCCACGGAAGAGGAGGAGAGCGAUGUCUGCUGGGAAAUUAAGGAAUAUUUAAAGAAGUUGGGGGAUUUAGAGUGUAACCCACAUGGUUUUCUUGAAAAAAGCAGCUGUCAAGACAAACUGCUGGUCAUCAUUCAGAAUAUGGACAUUGCUGCACAGGUUCACAAGAUACCUUCUCUAGUUUCCUUGAAGAAGCAUUCAUCUGUGAGCUUUGCUGGUGUAGACAACCUGGGUGACAUUCAAAACCACACCUACAAUGAGCUCUUUCACUCUGGAGGCUUUAUCGUGUCAGACGAGCACGUCCUGAACCCAGCCGCCAUCACAGCAGAGAAACUUCAAGAUAUCCUUGAGCACCUUGAGCAGCUCAACUCUCCUCAGAGCCCCUGGAGAUGGAGGGUGCACUUCAAAUCACACAAGAAACUCCGAGAGCACAGCAGGCUCAAACCUGAUGCCUUGAAACUGUUCGAGAUUCUUAAUGAAUAUGAAAAGCGACAUAUCAUUGAAAUCCUGUCGUACCAUGAGUGUGACACUCCAUCCCGUCAAGCGCCUGACCUUGAUUGUCUAGUGGAUCUGCAGGCGAGAUUCAUCAAACAACGACACAUGAUAUUUCUGACAGGCUGCCAGUUUGAGAUGUUUCCUCACUACUCCAGCAGUGGCAUCGUCAUUGCCAAUGUUGAUGACAUUAAGUUUAUAGUAAGCAGUUUAGCGGCUGGAGGAAAUGUGGACAUCGCUCCUUCGGCAGAGAUUUGCGGCACUCCCGCUCCAGUGUCAUUGAGAGACGAUAGCAUGUCCUUGGACUUGGACCUGGAUUCCCCAAAUAACCCUGUCCUGGUCUCUGUCUCACUGGAGACGCCCCAUGUUGCCCCGGAACAACGCCCGGUCUCUAAACCCUCUCUCCAGGACCAAGCCAAUCCAAUUCCUGUGAUCACAACCACCAGUGAGACGCCAAAUCCAUUAGACUUUGUGGCUCUCAGUGAAGCUAUCUCUCAUUUCAAGGCUUCCAGGAUGCUUUCCAAGCCAAAAGCCAGUGAAACACUGCAGACAUCUUUUGGAGUCGACCCUCACCAGAGCUUCCUGAGCCACAGCGAUCUGUCCAGUUCCUAUCCUCUGUGUUCCUCUGAAAACCACAGUAUGUCCAAUACUCAGCCUGAAAUUCCAGUCAAAAUUGAAUUGAUGGCUGAAUCUUCUUCUCCAGUCAAAGCCAGUCAUGAACUGGUCCAGUAUGGAGACACAGCAACUGAGAGCACCAGCAGUAUACUGAAUGUUUCCAAAGCUUGGGAGCCAUCCAGCACAAGCUCUAUGGACAUGACUAAUGCUGAACAGACGUCCAAUGAAAGCAGGAUCACAGAUAAAGCUGCAGUGAACCGUGUUGGUUCCUCUGAAGCAGCGGUCAAAUGCAGGAACAAUAGUCCCAGAGCUGGCAGCUCUACACAGGGUUUUUAUCCAGCGCUGCAGAACUUCGUGGCGGGCCCUAGGUUCAUCUCUCACAAUGCUGCUGUUGGACUUGGACAUCCACUUCUGAACAGCCUCGGAGUUGUGGGAGCUCCAGUCUUCAGAAGGUUCCUACCCAAUCCUAGCAUGCAGAUGUCCUGGAGCAGAGGUUUCGCUCAGGGCUCGGCUCCGGGCCUCUGGGGGGCGCACUAUGGCAUGGAUAUGCACCAGAUCCACCAGUCUCCAUUUCUCCAGACUUGGCAAGGAAACCCUGCCUUCAAGGGCAACACACAUCAUCCCAAUAGAGGAGGAUUCGGUGGCUGGUGAUCCAGCAGGCGACACAUGUACAUAGUUUUCAGAAACUCAUCUCAGUUCCACUUUUGUAUAGUAGAAGAGAAAUCAAAAUUUUUUAGGUUUUUCACCAAGAGUGAAUUAAAAAAGUGAUUUGUUUCAUAUUUUUGAAGAGCAUUAUAUUUGUAUUUUGCUUUUGCAUGUUGGUCGGGCUCAUAAUGUUGGUUAAUUGUCCACCUUUUGUGAAGAAGCUUAAGGCCUUGAUUUUAAUAUUAUUUUUAUAAAGCUGAUAAUAUACAUUAAACUACUUUCAAACUA